Messenger RNA from Alnus glutinosa, 618 nucleotides. RefSeq names its product vacuolar protein sorting-associated protein 55 homolog. The coding region runs from base 67 to 408 and encodes 113 amino acids. Gene Ontology annotation, biological process: late endosome to vacuole transport via multivesicular body sorting pathway. The transcript is spliced from 4 exons. The record is from RefSeq and is a predicted model, not a curated record. Gene Ontology annotation, cellular component: endosome. Lineage: Eukaryota; Viridiplantae; Streptophyta; Magnoliopsida; Fagales; Betulaceae.
AUUAAAAUAAAAUUGUAAUUUUCCAUUUUUUCUUUCUUCUCGUGUAGGCUUGCCGGGCUUGCCUUUAUGUUUUCAGCUAGCAUCUUGCUACAGAUCCUGGCUUGUGCAGUAUACAACAAUUGGUGGCCCAUGUUAUCAGCUCUCAUGUACGUGCUGGUGCCUAUGCCUUGCUUAUUUUUCGGAGGUGGUUCCACGCAGUUUCUGACAAGCAGAGAUGGUGGGGGUUGGAUAGAUGCUGCAAAAUUUUUGACUGGAGCUUCAGCUGUGGGGAGCUUAGCCAUUCCGAUUAUCCUAAGGCAUGCUCAUCUGAUUCAGACAGGAGCCAUGCUUAUCGAGUUCACAUCCUUCUUCAUAUUUGUUUGCACAGUCAUGUGUUUCCACCGCGCCAGCCUUGAAGAUGAUUGGUGAUAAACAUCAAACAUGCCAGUGAUCACUUGGACCAGUUAUGCUUUAACAAGUUUCAUGAUUAUGAUGCACAUACAUGGGCAAAGAUGUAAACUCGGUUGAAUAACUUGAAUGUAUAUCUCUAUUGGGCUGUUCAAUCAACUCUCGUUUUUGCUGUAUUACCCAGCAACUUUGGGUCCUUAACCUAAAAGUGAGAGUUGUUUGUGUUUGGUA